UGUUUAAUGACAACAGAUGGACAAUACCAACUGGACCAGUGUAUCCCAUUUUGUUCUUUUGGGCAUUUCCACCCACCAGCAAGAGCAGGUCCCGCUCUUUCUUCUUUUUCUAUUCAUGUACACAGUCAACGUUUCUGGCAACUUUGCCAUCAUCAUAUUGAUUAUCUCUAUUCCACGACUCCAAACUCCCAUGUACAUCUUCCUCGGCAACUUGGCCUUGGCAGACAUCUGUUUCACCUCCACCACGGUCCCCAAGAUGCUGCAGAACAUUUUCUCUCCUACAAAGACCAUUUCCUACAUGGGCUGCUUAGCCCAGACUUAUUUCUUCAUUUGCUUUGCAGCCAUGGAAAACUUCCUCCUGGCUGUGAUGGCCUAUGACAGAUACAUCGCCAUCUGCCACCCUUUCCGCUACCCUAUGAUUCUAACCAGAAUGCUGUGUUCACAGAUGGUGGCCACGUGCCAUAUCCUGUCCCAUCUUCAUGCCCUGCUGCACACCCUUCUCAUGGGCCGACUCAUCUUCUGUGCAGAUAACAGGAUCCCCCACUUCUUCUGUGACCUCUACCCUCUGAUGAAGAUUUCCUGCUCCAGCACCCAACUCAACACCUUGAUGAUUCACACAGAAGGAGUUAUGGUCAUCAGUGGAGCUCUGGCCUUCAUCAUUGCCUCCUAUGCCUGCAUCAGCUGGGCAGUCCUUCAGAGUCCCUCAGCCAAGGGCAAGUGGAGAGCCUUUUCUACCUGUAGUUCCCACCUCACUGUGGUGGCUAUAUUCUAUGGCACCCUCUCAUGGGUCUACUUCCGGCCCCUUGCCAGCUAUUCAGUGGCCAUGGGUCGUAUCCUGACGGUCAUGUACACAGUGGUGACCCCCAUGCUGAACCCCUUCAUUUACAGCCUGAGGAAAUGGAGAUGUCAAGGGAGCUUUCAGAAAACUGAUGAGGAGAAUAUGGACUUCUUUAUUUAGAUAAAACCCCCAAAUAUAGUUCCAAGUUUUAUCUAUGAUCCUGGGGAAACAGUUUUGUCCCUC
Molecule: messenger RNA, 1021 nt
Organism: Vicugna pacos (alpaca)
Lineage: Eukaryota; Metazoa; Chordata; Mammalia; Artiodactyla; Camelidae
Gene: OR1Q1
Product: olfactory receptor family 1 subfamily Q member 1
Biological process (GO): G protein-coupled receptor signaling pathway
Cellular component (GO): membrane
Molecular function (GO): G protein-coupled receptor activity; olfactory receptor activity
Source: RefSeq, a predicted model, not a curated record